This is a messenger RNA of Archocentrus centrarchus (flier cichlid), 1849 nucleotides long. RefSeq names its product ubiquitin carboxyl-terminal hydrolase 37-like. The transcript has 15 exons. Gene Ontology annotation, molecular function: cysteine-type deubiquitinase activity. The record is from RefSeq and is a predicted model, not a curated record. Gene Ontology annotation, biological process: protein deubiquitination; G1/S transition of mitotic cell cycle. The coding region runs from base 39 to 1616 and encodes 525 amino acids. Gene Ontology annotation, cellular component: cytosol; nucleus. NCBI's taxonomy places the organism in Eukaryota, Metazoa, Chordata, Actinopteri, Cichliformes, Cichlidae.
AAGAGAAACGCUCCAAAGAGAAAUCAAAGCAGAACUACAUGGCGGCAAACAUGGGAAAACAUGACCCGUCUCAGCAGAGCAGUGUCCCGGAUGCUGUUGCUGCAACAUCUUCAGCCUCACCACCAAAGGCUGAAAAAACUAAAAAAACAAAGAAGACAUGGAUAAAUUGCCUCUGGGGUCUCUUUCAGAAGGACUGUGAUUCUGUUGCAGAGGCCAGUGAGACCACUGCACCGCAGUCAAAGAAACGGUCCAACUGGCAUUUUAAAUUCUGGAAGAAAAACAAUCGGGUCAGUCCAGCAUUUGAGUCCGAGUCCAAGUCUGAGCCUGAGUCCGAGUGCCAGCAUGAGUCCAAGUCUGAGUCCAAGUCCGAGGAGUCUGAGGAGUCCGAGUCUGAGUCCGAGUCCAAGUCUGAGUCCACGUCUGAGUCCGAGUCCGAGGACUCCGAGUCUGAGUCCGAGGAGUCCAAGUCUGAGUCCACGUCUGUGUCCGAGUCCGAGUCCGAGGAGUCCGAUUCUGAGUCCGAGUCCGAGGAGUCCGAGUCCGAGUCCGAGUCCUCCAAUGAAGAUGGUGCACCUACCAAAGCAGAAACACUGCCUACACUGCAGGACCAACACCCUGCAACACCCCCCGCGUUUACAUCCUCUUUUUUGGAAGGUGGAAAAAGGAUAUUCAUCAAGGUCAACUCUAACGACCCUUUUGGGUUUCCAAAUAUCGGAAACAGCUGCUACAUGAACUCCUGCCUGCAGAGCCUCCUCAGCAUACAGGAUUUCAUUGGCGAUAUCAGCUGCCAGGAGGAUUUGUGGAGUUCAGUUCCUGAAGCUCAGCUCUUAAGGCGACUCAUUGACAUCAGGGACUGCCGUAAAUCGACAGAUUACAGCGUUAAAAACAGCCGCCUCUGGUCCUUUAAGUGUGCAUUCGCAACCUAUGCUUUAGACUACGGAGACAGUCUACAGAAAGAUGCUCAUGAGUUCUUAAUGUUGCUGGUGAAUCAAAUCCAAAUGAUGUCCCCUCACCUGCAGCAGCAUGCAGCUGUCUUGGGCCAAAGUUACACCUGCCCAGUGGAAGGCAACUUCUUUUUCCAAAUGGAAAACACGAGGACAUGCAAGAGUUGUGGAGUCCAGUCAUCACACAAGGAGGGCUUCACAAGUUUAUCGUUAGACCUCGUUCCAGAAGGCUCCAUCAUGGGCAUGUUAGAGGCAUACCUGAAGGAAAAAGAGUUAGAGUUUAGGUGUGAAUGCGGAGGGAUGAUAUCGGGACUGGAGUCAUCCUUUGAUAGCCUGCCAAGAGUUUUAAUCUUGCAUCUCAAGAGGUUUUGCAUUACUCCAUCUUACAAUCUGGAGAAGCUGCAUAACCCCAUCUGGCUGCAGAGGGACUUGAUAGUUUCAUCCAAAGAGGAUGGUGCGUGCUUUAGUCUGGUUAGCAUCAUAAACCAUUAUGGAAGCACAGAAAUGGGACACUACACCUGCAAUUCAGUCCAUCCCGAAGAAAGGCCAGAAAGUACAAGAGACUGGUGGCUCACUUUUAAUGAUGCACAAGUCUCUGAAACAACUGGAUUCGACGUCUGCGAGCAACAGCAGCGUUUGGCCUACAUCCUGUUUUACAAGAGAAUUGUUUAGAGUGCCAAAAUGCAGAGUAUCAGGCUACAGGUUGGGGAAGAACGAAGAUCCGAAACCAUCGUUAUUGACCCCCUGGAACAACUACUGCUAGCCCCUACCCUUAGGAGGAUGGGUAUUCCCCCAGAGAGCCUGGUUCCUCCCAAGAUUUCUUCCUCCAAGAGGGAGUUUUUUUUCUUGCCACUGUCGCCCCACAUUCACUGUUACAGAGAACAAACCAUCUAUUGAUAAGAGAA